UAAUAAUCCAAAGAGAUUAAAUCCACAUUUCAACAGGAUCCCAUUCAACUGCAUGAUAACAGUGAAGCCUCUAAUGGAAGGCCCUGCUAUGACAUGCUAUAUUAUAAUACCUGAUAUUAGGAAAAGAUAAACUUGCUUUAUUACUGGUGAUUUUAAAACCUACCCUUGCAGAGAGCGUGAGCGUGGAUGACUGUGUGUUUCUGCAUUAACCUUAAAGGACUGGAAACCCAGGCUUUUUGCCUGUUUAACUCUGGGACAGAGACUAGUAAACAGGACAGAGAAGGUAGGGAAAACAACGGAGGGAUGAGCUCACAGAGGAGUAUUGUUUCAUUUUUAAAUCACUAUGAAUAACGACUGAGACAACCAAAACUCUGAAUUUACUUCAACAGAAAGAUAAAAAAUGUGUGAACUGGAUUCUGCAUACAAAUUUUCAUGCAUUUAUGAGGUAAGGUAAAAUUCCUAUUUAUUAUAUGUAAAUGAAUUCCCUUUCCUUCUCUUUCUGUCCCUCAACUCUUUGUGUCGGUAACAAUGACCCUUCAACUUUCCUGCACAAGACACUUAUCAUCCCAAUAAUCCGUGGACGAGAAGGUGGGCUGCAUUUAGACGCUGGAUUGGCAGGAGGAAACGAAAAGGACAAGGCAUCAACAAAGGCUCAUCAGAAUCUCAGCUAGGAGUUAGCAGUGAUGUCAGAGAGGCUGAAGGCUCACAGGAACUGAAGAUUUACAUCCCCUACGAGUCAGCCGAGCUCUGCAUCGCUCAGAUUGCCGAGGACAUGAAAGCAAUGAAGAAGAGGCAUUUGCAAAUGGUGCAGGAACUAGAGGAGAAUUUCCAGAUCACAGCCCGAGAGACACAGGAAUGGAUCAUGCAGAAGGUCAGAUCUCACUAUCAGAGCAAAAUGAACACUCUGAGGAGAUUCCUGGACCUCUACCAGGACAGGGUGGAGAAGAGCAAGGCUGACUGGGUGAAGAAAGUUGCAGAGCUGACUGCACACAAUGAGCAGAUGCUGGAGGAGCAGAGGGCCGAGAGGACAAAAUGGAAAGAAGAGGCUCUGCAGUGGCAGAAAGAAAAGAGCAAAAUGCUGGAGCUGUUCUCCAGCAGGCUGGAUGUCCUGCACUGUCACCAGGCCUCCACACUGCAGGAGCUGCAGAUGGCCAGACAAGAAAUAGGGCAAGUCCAAGAAAUGUUGACAGUACCAGCAGCUUCACAGGAGCUGCAGGAAACAGCAGAGGAAGAGGAGGGGCCAGAUGACAAAGAACAGACUGUGACACGCAGUCUCUCAGAUCAGCCACUGGAGGGCGCCAAUGCCCGUCUGGAGGAGCUGAAGGAGAGCCUGUACCAGAAAGAGAGGGAGAUCACUGAGCUGCUGGAAGCAGAGAGGAGCCCCAUCCCUCCUGUCCCACAGCCACGCUGCAGCGUCCUGCUCCCCGCUGUCAUAACCAAGGCCCAUGAGAUCUGCGGUGCAGUGGCUGAGGCGAGGGCUCUUUUGGACCAAAUGAUCGAAGACAAUCAGGCGGCUUUGGCCGACGCCAGAGACAAUCUGCGUCUGUAUCUGCAAAGCUCUAAAGACGACAGCGAUGACAAAGACAAGUCCAGCCACGAGAGUUCAGACGAGUCAAGUCUGUCUUUUCUACAAGCGACAGUGAGGGAGCAAGAGGUCUGUCAGAUUGCUUUAGACUGCAUCAGAUCUGGGGAAAGCCCUGUUGUAAAUGAUUGUGAAAUGUCUGAGCUGGAGGACAUCCUGGGACAAGAGACGCUUCCAGCCACACAAAGGACCGUAAAGGGAGUGGGCCAGCAGCUUCUCCUGCUGCAGGAUCAGCUGAAGCAAGAAAAGGAAGAGAAAAUGAAAAUCAUUGCAAAUUACACAUCGGAAAGGGCAAUGAGGAAGAAAUAUUACAACAUGGUGGAAGAAAUGAAAGGUAAAAUCAGGGUGUUUUGUCGAAUCCGCCCAGUGAACCGAAGUGAAGCUACACAGGGUGGGGCUGUGGUGGUGGAUAAAUUAGACGACUACUCCGUGACUGUGGAGACCCCCCGUGGGCCCAGAGAGUUUCAGUUCGAUAAGGUGCUGGGUGCAGAGGCCUCUCAGGAAGAUCUGUUCCAAGACGUAAACAGACUGAUGCAGUCGGUUAUCGAUGGCUACAAUGUUUGCAUCUUUGCGUACGGCCAGACCGGCUCAGGGAAAACCUUCACCAUGGUUGGGGACAAGGACCAGAAGAACCCUGGCAUUAUGCCCAGAUCUUUUAACGCCAUAUUCGACAUCAUGCGGGAGAACAGCUCUAAAUCUGACUUCAAGGUCUCGACCUAUAUGCUGGAGCUGUACAACGACAGGCUGCAGGACCUCUUUGUGAGCCAGGCGGGUGAGGCCCAUGCCCAAACACAACCCCACAGCCCGACCAGGCGGGUGGAGAUCAAAAGGAACAGAAAGGGGGUUGUGUUCGCCCAAGGAGCAGAAACAAAGGAUGCUUCCAGUGCCCAGGAGCUUUAUGCUCUGUUCCAGCAGGCUUGCGCCAACCGACACAUCUCCGCCACCAAGAUGAACGUGGAGAGCUCCCGCUCCCAUCUCAUUGUCGGCAUCAUGGUGGAGAGCAGGAAUCUGGCAAACGGGAGCGUGAACACCGGAAAGCUGAACCUCGUAGAUCUGGCGGGGAGUGAAAGGGCAGCAAAGACCGGUGCCAAGGACCACCAGCUCAAGGAAGCAAACUCCAUCAACAAGUCUCUGAGUGCCUUGGGUGAUGUGAUCUCAGCUUUGUCUGCAGAGCUGCCACAUGUACCAUACAGGAACAGCAAGCUCACACAGGUUAUGCAGGAUUCUUUGGGUGGAAAUGCCAAAACCCUCAUGAUUGUCAACAUCUCUCCAUCAGAAUACAACCUUGACGAAACUCUCACGUCCCUCAUCUACGCAACGAGAGUGAAGGCCAUAACCAACAACGCUCAGAGAAAUGUGGACAGCAGAGAGGUCGCCCAGCUGAAGGAGGUGAUCGUGAAGCUGAAAUCUGGACAGACGGUGGAAGAGGUGGAUCUUUGAAGGGUUCUGGACUGCACUUUGUGUUCUGUUGUGCUUUUAGUCCCUGAUCAAACUUUACUCAGGCUUACCAACGAGCACGUGUUAAAUUAGAUACCAGUGUUGUAGUCAAGUCACUAUGCCUCGAGUCCGAGUCUAGGUUCAAGUCUCCAGUGUUCAAGUCCGA
Fundulus heteroclitus (mummichog) is the source of this 3185-nucleotide messenger RNA. RefSeq names its product kinesin-like protein KIN-14E (gene kifl). NCBI's taxonomy places the organism in Eukaryota, Metazoa, Chordata, Actinopteri, Cyprinodontiformes, Fundulidae. The transcript has 20 exons. Gene Ontology annotation, molecular function: ATP binding; microtubule binding; microtubule motor activity. Gene Ontology annotation, biological process: microtubule-based movement. The record is from RefSeq and is a predicted model, not a curated record. Bases 773 to 3022 code for a protein of 749 amino acids.